This is a messenger RNA of Raphanus sativus (radish), 4701 nucleotides long. RefSeq lists its product as uncharacterized. The transcript is spliced from 5 exons. Lineage: Eukaryota; Viridiplantae; Streptophyta; Magnoliopsida; Brassicales; Brassicaceae. Bases 1 to 4701 code for a protein of 1566 amino acids. Gene Ontology annotation, biological process: DNA repair; telomere maintenance. Gene Ontology annotation, molecular function: ATP binding; DNA helicase activity. The record is from RefSeq and is a predicted model, not a curated record.
AUGGUGAAUAAAACACAUAGAAGAGUUACAACUGCUGAUCCAGAGGCAGGUGUGGACACUGACAGCAGCAGUGGAAGCGUCAGGGGGAACGAGGAAUCCUUCAGUUCUGCUGGUGAUCAAAACAGAGCUGUAUCGCGAUUGGCACGGCAAUCCCGAAUGCUGAUUCGGUCCACAAAAACAGACAGAACGUCAGCAGUAGGUGGUAAGAACGUCAAACCAUAUAACAAAUGGGAGUUAGGCUCAUGUCCAUCGUGUAAAGCAAUAUUGUGGAAUGCUGAAGCAAUUGCGGGUCAGACCACCAGAGAGAACAAACAGUACAGUCUAUGCUGCCAGCGAGGUCGAGUGAGGCUUCCACGUGUUAGGGAACCACCACCUCCAUUGCUAGCGCUUCUAGAGUCACCCAAAUUCAGAACUCACAUCAGAGUUGCUAACAGUCUGCUUGCCUUCACGUCCAUGGGUGCUCAGAUAGAUCAUACUGUGACUGGAACCCCCGGCCCUUUUACCUACCGUGUCCAUGGCCAAAUUAUUCAUAGAAUAGGAUCCAUGCUUCCUGAGGAUGGUAACGACCCGGGGUAUCUGCAGCUUUAUAUUUUCGACACUGAAAAUGAGCUCUCUAACAGAAAACGAGCAAUCACAAAAGGUUCUUCCUCCAUAGAACUCGAAGAUACUAUCAUAGUCCAGUUGAUUGAGAUGCUCGAUACUCACAACCAUCUAGCAAAAACCUUUAGAUUUGCACGCGACCGCUUCCAGGCUACAGGGAAAAUCGAGUUCAGCAUCAAAUUAGUCAGUCAACCAAACAGAGGUCGUCAGUACGAUCUUCCUACUGCAGAUGAGGUUGGAGGCCUAAUAGUUGGAGACUUAUCUGCGACCUCAGUAGGAAGGGAUAUUGUGGUCGAACACAAAUCUUCAGCGCUGCAGAGGAUAGGUGAUCUCCACCCAUUACUGAUGAGUCUCCAGUAUCCUCUGUUGUUUCCGUACGGUGAAACCGGUUACAGCGAGAGAAUCCCGUACAGAGGGCCUGAAGCAUCCACGGUGAAGCGAGAAUUCAUGACUAUGAGGGAGUAUUAUGCUUACCAACUCCAAACCCGACCUACUGAAGGGAUGACAAUUAUUAAGGGAGGGAAAUUGUUGCACCAGUAUAUCGUCGACGCGUACGUAGCUACUGAGACUGAGCGACUGCGAUUCAUAAGUCUGAACCAAAAGAAACUGCGAGCGGAUCUAUAUAACAACGUAUGUGACGCUGUUGAGGCCGGUGACGCAGAUCCAGCACAAAUCGGUAAAAAGGUCAUCCUACCUGCAACCUUCACUGCUGGACCACGGUAUAUGGCUGAAAAAUAUCAGGACGCAAUGGCUAUUUGCCGUUGGUAUGGGAAUCCUCAUCUAUUCAUCACCGUCACCGCCAACCCAAACUGGGUGGAACUCCGAGAUCAUCUUAGUGCAUAUGGAGGUGAUUCUCCCAAUAGUCGACCUGAUCUAGAAUGCCGAAUUUUCAAACUAAAGCUGGAUGAAAUGAUAGCAGACUUUAAAAAGGGAGUAUACUUCCCCAAGCCAGAUGCAGUUGUCUACACCAUAGAGUUUCAGAAAAGAGGGUUGCCUCAUGCCCACAUUCUAUUAUGGUUGAAAGGCAUACAAAAAGAAGUUACUGCUGCGAUCAUCGAUGAGUACAUCUCGGCAGAGUUACCAGACAGAGAGACUGACAGAGAAGGAUUCGAACUGGUUGAACGUCAUAUGAUUCAUGGUCCGUGCGGUAAGUUCCGCAAGAGCUCACCGUGUAUGGACAAAGGGGUGUGCACAAAGAACUUCCCUAAACCUUUCUCAGAACAUACAAGGAUUGACAAAUCUGGAUUCGUGGUUUAUAGAAGGAGAGCUGAUCCCGGAUCUUUCGUGGUCAAGGGUGACAUCAGGUUGGAUAAUCAGUUUGUCGUGUCCCACAAUCUUGCACUCCUAAAGAAAUACCAAGCCCACAUCAACGUGGAAUGGUGCUGUAGAACCAGCGCAAUCAAGUACCUGUUUAAAUACAUUACCAAAGGCGUUGAUCGUGCAACUGCCGUACUACAGAAGAAUGACCCGAAUAUGCUUAACGAGGUUGACAGAUAUUUGGAGUGCCGAUACAUAUCAGCUUGCGAGGGAGCAUGGAGGUUGUUCGCUUUCCCGAUCCACCAUAACCAGCCCAACGUCGUCAAACUCCCGGUUCACCUGCCAGGGCAGCAUCUAAUGGUUUUUGAUCAAUCUGAUGACUUAUCUCGAGUGAUUUCGCGAGAAAAUAUUGAGAAGACAAUGUUGACAGCUUUUUUUGAAGCUUGUGACACAUAUGAGGAGGCGAGGGAGAUGACAUACGUCGAAUUUCCCUCCAGGUUUGUUUACCAUUCAAACGAACGGUUAUGGGCACCUAGGCAGCAAGGAGAAGCUAUUGGUCGGGUCGUGUACGUAAGUCCAGUAUCUGGUGAUAGAUAUUACCUAAGGAUUUUGCUUAAUGUUGUGAGAGGUCCUAGGAAUUAUGACGCGUUGUACACUGUCGGUGAUGUGGUUUACAAGAAGUUCAAGGAAGCGUGUUAUGCACGAGGCCUGCUUGAUGAUGACAAAGAGUGGCAUGAGGCCAUAGAAGAGCCAUCGUAUUGGGCUACCGGACGGCAGUUGAGAAAAUUGUUUGUCCUCAUCCUGGUUUACUGCCAUGUUGUAAGCCCGCUCAAGCUCUGGGAGCAUGCCUGGAAGUUUCUAGCUGAAGACAUUCUCUACAUGAAAAGAAAGGAAUUUCGCUUUCCAGGGCUUGACCUGCAGGACGAGCAGUUAAAACAGUAUACUCUGUUAGAGGUUGAGAAACACCUGAAAGAGCACAACCAGACGCUUUCGGACUACGAUGAUAUGCCACAGCCAGAUAAAUCAAUUUUAUCAGAUUUGAGAAAUCCUCAUCUACGUGAAGAAAUGGUCUACGACGUUCAAAAGGAGGCCGAGACACAUAGCAUGUUGUUUGAUGCAAUGAAUGAGGAUCAGCGGAAAGUAUAUCAUGCCGUUAUGCAGUCUGUCGAGAAACGGUCAGGGCAGUUGUUAUUUGUUAACGGUGCAGGAGGUACAGGAAAGACAUAUCUAUACCGGACUAUCAUCGCAAGGAUGAGGUCAGUUGGCAAAGUAGUUAUUCCAGUCGCCUCCGCUGGAAUCGCCGCAUUGCUUCUCCCAGGUGGGCGGACAGCACACUCGCGGUUUAAAUUGCCAUUGAAUCUGGAUGAUCGUUCGAUGUGUGAAAUACACAAAGGCUCCAGCUUGGCGGCGUUGAUAUCUAAAGCGGAACUAAUCAUAUGGGACGAAGCUCCGAUGGCACACAGACAUGCGUUCGAGACUCUAGACCGUUCCCUCAGGGAUUUGUUAUCAGAUGCAGACCCAGAAGCUGCCAACAAGCCUUUUGGUGGCAAGACAGUGCUCCUCGGAGGUGAUUUUAGGCAGAUACUGCCGGUGAUCCGACAUGGAAAACGGACAGACACAGUUCUCGCAUCUAUUAGCAAGUCUUAUCUGUGGAAGAUGGCUCGAGUAUUCUCUCUUAGCAUCAACAUGCGACUUCGGCAGGAAGACAAGGAUUUUGCUAAGUGGAUAUUACAAGUAGGAGACGGGGAAGCUCAGACACUGACUUCGUAUAAGCCAAGUCAUGACGAAGGUAAUCGUAUUUUGGUUGACAAACGCUUUUUACUCCCUACCUCUGAAACUCCACAUGAAGCUUUGGCAGAUGCUGCAUACCCAAACUUCCUCCAUAAUUACCGAAACAAAGAGUAUAUAACAGAGAGAGCGGUCUUGACGCCUACAAAUAAUACAGUGCAUGAAAUCAACGCUUACCUCCUCUCUAAGAUCCCAUCGCAAGCUAGGGAGUAUCUGAGUUCUGAUUCCAUUGAGUUAGAAGCUACACCAGAUGAUGAUUGGACCAGCCAUUACCCUCCAGAGUACUUGAACUCCCUAGAAUUCCCAGGCCUCCCCAAUCAUAGGCUCUGCUUGAAGGUGGGAGCACCAGUGAUGAUGCUGCGCAACCUAAACCAAAAUCAAGGAUUGUGCAAUGGUACAAGGAUGAUGGUCAGUAGACUAGGCAACCGCAUCAUUCAAGCGGAUAUCAUGACGGGGACAGAUGUUGGGGAGCAAGUUCUCAUACCUAGGAUACAGCUAAGUCCCACUGACACCAUUCAUCCCUUCACUUUUAAUCGAAGACAGUUCCCGAUAAGAUUGUGCUACGCCAUGACAAUAAACAAGAGCCAAGGCCAGAGUCUGAACCAUGUUGCCCUGUACCUUCCUCGGUCCGUCUUCACUCACGGACAACUGUAUGUGGCCAUGUCUAGAGUCACUUCGCCAAAUGGGCUAAAGAUACUGGACGAGACGUCUGAUGAGGAGGGCGAAGAUGGAGUGACCAAUAUCGUCUACAGGGAGGUCUUCGAAGACAUCAAAGUGACACAGCCUAACAGAAGGCAGCGUCGAGGGGCUUUAGCAACUCGACUGAAAGGAGAGGAGAGAAAUUCCCAUACAGCCAGCGGGGAGGAUGGCACUACAGGCAAAGACCGUCUGGCGAAAACGCCGCAGGCGCGAAGCGUGGUAGGCCUGCGCCGGGUGAGCAUAGGGGGAAAGGGAUCCCGGACGGUGGAAGAGCCAGGGGAGGCCGGGUCAUUUGACGGAAAUGGAAGGAGGAACCCCUCUUAUAGAAAGCCCUAUGAAGUUAAGGGAAGUGAAUGA